AUGAAUCGAUUUCGCGUUUUCAUCUUGUACUUCGCGACCCUUGUGGGUUUUGCCAGGAGCGAAUUCGUUGUUUGCAAUGCGAGCCCAGGCUUAGUCAGUUCUCAAGGUAACACCGUUGCUUGCUAUACUUCUGUCAAUGGAGGCACGAGAGAAUACAAGUGUCCAUGGGGAAGGUGUAACGCAGCGACAGCCACAGGAUGUCAAAUCAACAGCCAUCAAUGGAAACCGGAUGUUGAGUUUACUUGUGACAAAGAUUAUAGCCUACCGGUCGGAAACGAUGUGAAAAUCAUCUGUGACGCGAACAAAUCCUGGAAGACCAAGUGUGAUCGGAAAUCCGGCCCGGAUUGUCCACACAAUAGUGAAACAAGCUAUGAAGCUGAAUGCAACAUCAUCACCAACCAUUCGCGUUGCCAUGGCUGCGUACCUGCCUAG
Messenger RNA from Melampsora larici-populina 98AG31, 432 nucleotides. RefSeq lists its product as uncharacterized. The coding region runs from base 1 to 432 and encodes 143 amino acids. The record is from RefSeq and is a predicted model, not a curated record. The transcript has 6 exons. NCBI's taxonomy places the organism in Eukaryota, Fungi, Basidiomycota, Pucciniomycetes, Pucciniales, Melampsoraceae.